AUGUUGGAAGUCGUGACACUUUUACCCAACACCCCGACAGCACUCGAUGAGCAGGCUCUCUACACCACUCUUGUUGACCCCAUAUCAUCAUACCACACUCAAGAGCAGGCUCUCUACACCACUCUUGUUGACCCCAUAUCAUCAUACCACACUCAAGAGCAGGCUCUCUACACCACUCUUGUUGACCCCAUAUCAUCAUACCACACUCAAGAGCAGGCUCUCUACACCACUCUUGUUGACCCCAUAUCAUCAUACCACACUCAAGAGCAGGCUCUCUACACCACUCUUGUUGACCCCAUAUCAUCAUACCACACUCAAGAGCAGGCUCUCUACACCACUCUUGUUGACCCCAUAUCAUCAUACCACACUCAAGAGCAGGCUCUCUACACCACUCUUGUUGACCCCAUAUCAUCAUACCACACUCAAGAGCAGGCUCUCUACACCACUCUUGUUGACCCCAUAUCAUCAUACCACACUCAAGAGCAGGCUCUCUACACCACUCUUGUUGACCCCAUAUCAUCAUACCACACUCAAGAGCAGGCUCUCUACACCACUCUUGUUGACCCCAUAUCAUCAUACCACACUCAAGAGCAGGCUCUCUACACCACUCUUGUUGACCCCAUAUCAUCAUACCACACUCAAGAGCAGGCUCUCUACACCACUCUUGUUGACCCCAUAUCAUCAUACCACACUCAAGAGCAGGCUCUCUACACCACUCUUGUUGACCCCAUAUCAUCAUACCACACUCAAGAGCAGGCUCUCUACACCACUCUUGUUGACCCCAUAUCAUCAUACCACACUCAAGAGCAGGCUCUCUACACCACUCUUGUUGACCCCAUAUCAUCAUACCACACUCAAGAGCAGGCUCUCUACACCACUCUUGUUGACCCCAUAUCAUCAUACCACACUCAAGAGCAGGCUCUCUACACCACUCUUGUUGACCCCAUAUCAUCAUACCACACUCAAGAGCAGGCUCUCUACACCACUCUUGUUGACCCCAUAUCAUCAUACCACACUCAAGAGCAGGCUCUCUACACCACUCUUGUUGACCCCAUAUCAUCAUACCACACUCAAGAGCAGGCUCUCUACACCACUCUUGUUGACCCCAUAUCAUCAUACCACACUCAAGAGCAGGCUCUCUACACCACUCUUGUUGACCCCAUAUCAUCAUACCACACUCAAGAGCAGGCUCUCUACACCACUCUUGUUGACCCCAUAUCAUCAUACCACACUCAAGAGCAG
Molecule: messenger RNA, 1242 nt
Organism: Procambarus clarkii (red swamp crayfish)
Lineage: Eukaryota; Metazoa; Arthropoda; Malacostraca; Decapoda; Cambaridae
Source: RefSeq, a predicted model, not a curated record